Molecule: messenger RNA, 4736 nt
Organism: Anarrhichthys ocellatus (wolf-eel)
Lineage: Eukaryota; Metazoa; Chordata; Actinopteri; Perciformes; Anarhichadidae
Gene: osbpl3b
Product: oxysterol binding protein-like 3b
Exons: 23
Coding region: 212-2851 (879 amino acids)
Cellular component (GO): perinuclear endoplasmic reticulum; cytosol; nuclear membrane
Molecular function (GO): cholesterol binding
Source: RefSeq, a predicted model, not a curated record
UGCAUGUGUGUGCAUGUCUGACUGGAGAGAGCGGGCUGUCUGUCUGAGGCUGUAAUUUGAGUACCUCUUCAUUGGUUAUCUCAUUUGGGUUACAAACCGACUGUUACCAACAUAUCUGUCUUCAUCAACUGGAAUUGACAUCUGUAACUUUGUCAAGACGAAGAAUGUUCCUGGUACUCCAGCCUUAGCCUGCACUGGCCGGUCUGCAGAGAUGGGUUCAGAGGAGCGCAGUUCAGCCAUGUCGCAGAAGAUAUCCUCCGUGUCACGCAGCAACAGCAGCGCCUCAUCCAAACUCGACAGCCGACAGGACAGCUGGGAAAUAGUGGAGGGCCUGCGAGGAGGCUUCAGCAGUGUCCCGGAGCCCCAGAAACAGGAGGGCUUCAUGCUGAAGAAGAGAAAGUGGCCCAUGAAAGGCUGGCAUAAGAGAUACUUCUUCCUGGACAAGGGCAUCUUGAAGUAUGGCAAGUGCAGUGCUGAUAUUGAGAAAAGGAAACUGCAUGGCUGCAUUGACGUUGGUCUCUCUGUCAUGGCCAUUAAGAAGAAAGCCAAGUGCAUCGAUUUUGAUGCUGAGGAAAACAUCUAUCACCUGAAGCUUAAGUCACAGGAGCUGUUUGAUGAAUGGGUUUCCAAGUUGCGUCACCAUCGGCUCUAUCGGCAAAAUGAGAUUGCUAUGUACCCUACCGAGAAGUCCUUCUACUAUUCCCACUACCCCUCCCCCAACUCCCCUAGCAUGGCGGAGAGUGCCUCUAUCAGAAAGUGCAUGUCUAUACGAAGGCAGUCUACAGUGCAUUCUGCAGGAGACUUCCCUUUAAGCUGCAACAGCCAGGCCAAAGUAGCUGCCUGGCUCCAGUCAUCUGACGACAUGGACAAGUGCUCCAAAGACUUGUCAGUCUGUGAGGUCUACCUGCUGGAGCUCAGCCACCUGCUUCAGAGUAUGGAGGUCCUGCACCGAACCUAUUCUGCUCCAUCUAUCCAGGCACUGCAGGCAUCUACAUUUGACAGCCCCAAGAAGGAAAAGAGACUACCUAGGAAAUGGCGCACUAAAAACUACAACAAAGAUGUCAAAACAACUCUGCAGGUACCGAGCUGCAUCUCCUCCGGCUCUAUGCGCCUCCAUGCCUCUAACCCCAACCUCUCCACUGCUGCACUCGCCAAUGACAAGGCCGACACUGAAUCCCUGGAUUCCACUUUUGAUGUGGCCAAGCUGCAGGAGGACUUCUGCCGCGUUGCCACUAACUUGCAUGCGACCAUGAAGACAGCCCUGAGUUCCCUAACAUCUGAGAGAGAGAGAUUAAAACAAUGUGUUGACCACGAAACAAUUCCCCCUACCUCACUGCAGGUUGUCAGUUUGAAGAACUCACUGUCCACGGCUUUAGCCCAGAACUCUGAGCUGAGAGAGCGACUGUGCAAGAUUCAUGCCGAGUCCCACAUCGUAGAGCCCACACUUAUAAAUCUCACUGCCCCUGUGCAGAAACAGGACUCUGUCGAUGAAUCCCAUCCCCUCGUCCACCAAGUAUCCAAUGAGAGCGGAGCUUCAAUCACAGAGUCUUUGUCUGAGUUCUUCGAUGCACAGGAAGUUUUACUAUCUGCUAGUUCUUCUGAAAAUGAGGUAUCAGACGAUGACUCCUACAUUAGUGACAUCAGUGACAACAUUUCCAUGGACAACUUCAGCAACGAGACAGAAAAUGAGAGACCAAACUCGGACUCUGUCCUUUAUCAGCGUAGAUCCUGCCUGCCCUCGCCUAGCCCCAACAACAGCACCAUCAGCCUGUGGAACAUCCUCAGGAACAACAUCGGCAAAGACCUGUCCAAAGUGGCGAUGCCUGUACAACUUAAUGAGCCGCUCAACACCCUGCAGAGACUGUGUGAGGAGCUGGAGUACAGCGAGCUGCUAGACAGGGCUGCUAACACACAGGACCCUUUUGAACGUAUGGUAUACGUAGCUACUUUCGUUGUAUCAGGCUAUGCAUCCAGCUACUACAGAACUGGGGGAAAGCCUUUCAACCCCCUCCUGGGGGAGACAUAUGAAUGUGACAGGCCAGAUAAAGGCUUGCGAUUUGUUGCAGAGCAGGUCAGCCAUCACCCACCGAUCUCAGCUUGCCACGCAGAGUCUAAAAACUUCAUCUUCUGGCAAGAUGUGAGGUGUAAGAACAAGUUCUGGGGGAAGUCAAUGGAGAUUGUUCCUGUUGGUACCACUCAUGUAACUCUGCCAGGCUUUGGGGACCACUACGAGUGGAACAAAGUGACUUCCUGCAUCCACAACAUUCUCAGUGGACAGCGCUGGAUUGAGCACUAUGGGGAGAUCUCCAUCAGAAACUCCAGCAGUGACAUUUGUCAGUGCAAGAUCACUUUUGUUAAGGCCAAAUACUGGAAUUCAAGUGUGAAUGAGGUGGAGGGAGCCAUCACAGAUAAUAAAGGAAAGGUCGUCCACAGACUCUUUGGAAAGUGGCAGGAAGCAGUUUUCUGUGGAGACCCACCCUCAGCCACAUGCAUCUGGAGAGCAAAUGCAAUGCCAGUAGACCUUGACCAGUACUACGGUUUCACCAAGUUUGCUAUUGAACUGAACGAGCUGGACCCAUCCCUGAAACUGCUGCUACCGCUCACAGACACCAGACUACGUGUGGACCAAAGACUGCUGGAGGAGGGGAACUUGGAGGCUGCAGAGGAGCAGAAGCAGCGGAUUGAACAGCUGCAAAGAGAGAGGAGGAGAGUCCUGGAGGAGAACAACGUAACACCGCAACCUAAGUUCUUCAGGAAGUCAAAGGAUGAUACCUGGGUGAGCAACAACAUGUACUGGGAGCUGAGGAAGGACCCUGGCUUCACCCAAUUAGAUUGUCCUAUGCUUUGGUGACCCCUGAACUGCAGAGCGCGCAUAUUUCGACCUGCACAGCCUUUAUUGUGAUCCAGGCUGGGUUCUAGUGAUGUCUGUAUCCACAGUCUAUAUACCUUCCGCAUUCAGUACUGGACUUCUUUACUGCAGUUCAUCAAAGUUAUUGCCUUAAUAGCAAGUGCUUAUGUAAGUUGUGUAAACAUGUUUAUGCAAACAUAUUAUGAGAAUGUUGAUUCGUUUGGCAAAUGUUGACCAUAUUUUCACCUGAUAUGGUACACUGUACCACUUAAACUGAGAACAGGAAAACUACUUGGUAUAAAGUGACAAAUCUGUAACUGGUCUACACUCGCUUAAAAUGUAUUAAGCAACUGGCCACUUUAGCUGUCGUCUUGUCAUGGACAUUCUCUACCUCUGAGAUAAACUAGCCUUGAUAUGCCAUUGAUUAAGUGUAUACACAUCUGAUAUUUAUUCUGCACCUGCCUGAUGCCUUACUUGUUGUACUCAUUUACUUUAAGUUAUUGUUGUUGCAUCUCUGAGGUCCUUUUUAAACAAUGUAUGUUUUUUUUAAGAACCAAACAAGAAUUGUUCAAAUGAUCUUUAAAUCCUUACUCAACUUUUCUUUCUGUCUCAGAACAGUAAUUUCUGCUUUUUGCUAUGAGCGUGUGAAUGGUUGUGCAACUAUGAGCAGCAGUAGCAAACCAUUUUUCACUCUAUCCAUUGUCUACCUGGACCCUGGGCUUUGGGACCAAAAGUGUCCAAAACGAUGCUCCAUGAGCUCAAAAUAAAAUCUCUGAUGCUUUUUUUUUUUUUUUUUUGUGGAGUCAUUUGUGACUGUUCAAAACUCUGAAAGCUAUGAACCAGACCAUUGUCCCACUGGGUCCAUACCAUUGUAUGGACCCAGUGGAGGUGAAAUGCUGCCCCCUAUUUCUCUUACACAUUGCACCUUUAACUGAGAUGCUGACUUGUCAAGCUGACAACGCUGUCAUAAAUGGUGAUUAAAUGUGCCAACAGGAAAAAAAAAAAAAAAAAAACUGAAUCAUCAGUUUUGAUACUCGUAUGUCCACAAAGGAGGAGGUUCAUUGUGUGCUUUCAGAGCAGCUCUAUUAUUAUUCUGAGGGCCAUCAAGUGAAGUUGUUACCUCUGGAGGGCAUGAAAGGCAUUUGGUUAAAAACACUUGCAAAUUUCAUGUUGCAUGGGAGCAUUACCAUCUUGAAAGGGCUCAUCCCAAUAUCUUGCUUGUUACACAAUUAUAUGAACAAAGGUGAGUCUCCAUAAAAUACGAGAUCCACCAGUGAGUUCACUUUAUAUGUGGGACAAGGGUGAAGGAUAACUCGAAAAUAAAAGUGGUAUUUGCUCAGAGCUGCAGGUGUUAGGCUCCUCCCACCAUGGUAAUAUGGUGGGGUGGCCACAAGUAGGGCUCUCCAAAUACAAAAACUUGACAUAAAUACCUUGUGCAGCUCACAAUGUGCAAUUUUAUAUUGUGGCUGUGUGACACAGAUGCUGGGUGAACCGUUUUCUGCCUCAAGCCACAAUUGAUUAAAUGCUGACAUACAGCUAACUCAUUCAAUUCACAGCUUUGGGGCUUUAGCCACUUUACAUAAUGUGCUUGACUUCUUGUCCAUACUACUGUACAUUUUUUCUGUAGUGUAACUAGAAUCAAAGGCUAAAAAAACAAUGGAGUUCUGAGGUUAUCAGAUAAGUCAUACAUGUCUCUGAAUACAUCAAUAAAUAAUGAAGUAUAAUGUAUGAUAACCCAUGUUACGUUGAUGAACAAACACUGAAAGACUGAGCUAACACUAGUGGCUCCUAGUGCCUAAAAUGUGUAUUACAUUCAUCAGUACAAAAGUGUCAGAAGGAACACAAUGCUGAUGAUUUUGCCAUCCCCAGAUCUUUGACAGUUAUGGAG